AUGCCCUAUUUGAGCCAAGCCUUGCAGUCUAAUCCAAAUUCAACUCCUCAUAACAUUCUUUGGGAUGGUUUGAUAUUUUUCAAAGGUCGCCUAAUGUUGCCUAACUCUUCUGUUUUGAUCCCUUCCCUUUUGGCUGAGUAUCAUGAUACUAUUACAGGAAUCAUUUGGGAUGAUAUCUCCCUUGAUUUUAUUACCGAGCUACCAUGCUCACAAGGUUAUGAAGUGAUUUUGGUGGUGGUGGAUCGUCUAUCUAAAUACGCCCACUUCAUUGCUUUAAAGCACCUUUACACAGCUCGAAUGGUAGCAGAGGCUUUUAUAAAGAAUGUUACUAAGCUCCACAGGUUCCUGAAGUCGAUCAUAAGUGAUAAGGAUACUUUUUUCUCGGUAAUUAUUGUAGCUACAAUGCUCAUGGACCGUGAUGAGGCUCUUCGCCAACUCAAAUUUCAUUUGCACCGAGCUCUGCAGACAAUGAAGAAAUAUGUUGAUGCUUAUAGGAGGAUCAUCCCCAAGUUGUCCCCUCGCUACUAUGGACCCUUUCAAGUGUUGUCUCGUGUAGAAGAGGUGACCUAUAAACUUCAAUUUUCAGACUCAGCUCGAAUUCACCCAGUUUUUCAUGUUUCACAGCUCAAACGAUCAGUGAAGAGUGGUUCUACUACCACUACUUUGCCUCGUAGGCUGGCUGUUGCUGAAUAUAAGCCUCCUAGUCUUGAAGCUAGUUUGGCAACUCAGGUAAACAAGCACCAAGGCAACUUGGUGGAAGAAUGGUUGAUCCUAUGGAAGUCAUAG
Glycine soja is the source of this 786-nucleotide messenger RNA. RefSeq lists its product as uncharacterized. Gene Ontology annotation, molecular function: nucleic acid binding. The transcript is spliced from 3 exons. The coding region runs from base 1 to 786 and encodes 261 amino acids. NCBI's taxonomy places the organism in Eukaryota, Viridiplantae, Streptophyta, Magnoliopsida, Fabales, Fabaceae. The record is from RefSeq and is a predicted model, not a curated record.